Messenger RNA from Miniopterus natalensis, 1995 nucleotides. RefSeq names its product sodium/glucose cotransporter 1. Gene Ontology annotation, biological process: transmembrane transport; sodium ion transport. Gene Ontology annotation, molecular function: D-glucose:sodium symporter activity. Gene Ontology annotation, cellular component: plasma membrane. The record is from RefSeq and is a predicted model, not a curated record. NCBI's taxonomy places the organism in Eukaryota, Metazoa, Chordata, Mammalia, Chiroptera, Miniopteridae.
AUGGACAGUACCACCUGGAGCCCCGUGACCACCGGGACUCCUGCGCCCAUCCCGCCCCACGAGCGCAUCCGCAAUGCAGCUGACAUCUCUGUCAUCGUCGUCUACUUCGUGGUGGUGAUGGCUGUCGGGCUGUGGGCUAUGUUUUCCACUAAUCGUGGGACCGUUGGAGGCUUCUUCCUGGCAGGUCGAAGUAUGGUGUGGUGGCCGAUUGGAGCUUCUCUCUUCGCCAGUAACAUCGGAAGUGGCCACUUUGUGGGGCUGGCCGGGACGGGAGCAGCUGCGGGCAUUGCCACCGGGGGCUUUGAAUGGAAUGCUCUGAUUUUGGUGGUUGUGCUGGGCUGGGUGUUUGUCCCUAUUUACAUCAAGGCUGGGGUGGUGACGAUGCCAGAGUAUCUGAGGAAGCGAUUUGGAGGCAAGCGGAUCCAGAUAUACCUCUCCAUUCUGUCCCUGUUGCUCUACAUUUUCACCAAGAUCUCGGCAGACAUUUUCUCUGGGGCCAUAUUCAUCAACUUGGCCUUGGGCUUGGAUCUGUACUUGGCCAUCUUUCUCUUAUUGGCAAUCACUGGCAUUUACACAAUCACAGGGGGCCUGGCAGCUGUGAUCUACACGGACACCUUGCAGACAGCGAUCAUGCUCGUGGGGUCUUUUAUCCUGACUGGGUUUGCUUUUCAUGAAGUGGGAGGGUAUGAGGCCUUCAUGGAAAAGUACAUGAAAGCCAUUCCAACUGUGGUUUCUGAUGGAAACGUCACCAUCAAAAGUGAAUGCUACACCCCAAGGAACGACUCCUUCCACAUCUUCCGAGAUCCCCUCAAGGGAGACCUGCCAUGGCCUGGGCUCAUUUUCGGGUUGUCCAUCCUCGCCCUGUGGUACUGGUGCACAGAUCAGGUCAUUGUGCAGCGCUGCCUCUCAGCCAAAAACAUGUCUCACGUGAAGGCCGGCUGUGUGAUGUGUGGGUACCUGAAGCUGCUACCCAUGUUCCUCAUGGUGAUGCCAGGAAUGAUCAGCCGCAUCCUGUAUACAGAAAAAAUUGCCUGCGCCCUCCCCUCAGAAUGUGAGAAAUACUGCGGCACCAAAGUUGGCUGUACCAACAUCGCCUACCCAACCCUGGUGGUGGAGCUCAUGCCCAAUGGACUGCGAGGCCUGAUGCUGUCAGUCAUGCUGGCCUCUCUCAUGAGCUCCCUGACCUCCAUCUUCAACAGCGCCAGCACCCUAUUCACCAUGGACAUCUACACCAAGAUCCGGAAGAGAGCAACCGAGAAAGAACUCAUGAUUGCAGGAAGAUUGUUCAUCCUGGUGCUGAUUGGCAUCAGCAUCGCUUGGGUGCCAGUGGUACAGUCAGCACAAAGUGGGCAGCUCUUCGAUUACAUCCAGUCCAUCACCAGUUAUUUGGGACCACCCAUCGCAGCUGUCUUCCUGCUUGCUGUUUUCUGCAAGAGAGUCAAUGAGUCGGGAGCCUUCUGGGGACUGAUCUUAGGAUUUCUGAUUGGGGUGUCCCGUAUGAUUGCCGAGUUUGCUUAUGGGACUGGGAGCUGCAUGGAGCCUAGCGACUGUCCCACGAUUAUCUGUGGGGUGCACUACCUGUACUUUGCGAUCAUCCUGUUUGUCAUUUCUGUCAUCAUCAUCUUGAUCGUCUCCCUCUUCACCAAGCCCAUUCCAGAUGUGCAUCUCUACCGCCUGUGUUGGACCCUGCGCAACAGCAAAGAGGAGCGUAUUGACCUGGAUGCAGGCGAGGAGGACAUCCAUGAAGCACCAGAGGAGACCCUUGAAAUAGACACAGAAGUUCUCGAGGAGGAGAAAGGAUGCUGCAGGAAAGCCUAUGACCUGUUUUGUGGCCUGGACCAGCAGAAGGGCCCGAAGAUGACCAAGGAAGAGGAGGCAGCCAUGAAGCUAAAGCUGACAGACACGUCCGAGAAGCCCCUGUGGAGGACAAUUGUGAACAUCAACGGCAUCAUCCUGCUGGCCGUGGCCGUCUUCUGCCACGCGUUUUUUGCCUGA